Molecule: messenger RNA, 2025 nt
Organism: Triticum turgidum subsp. durum (durum wheat)
Lineage: Eukaryota; Viridiplantae; Streptophyta; Magnoliopsida; Poales; Poaceae
Source: the annotation of a GenBank genome assembly
AUGACUGCCGUGGCAAACGCACAUACCAUGCAUCCCGAGCUUCUGAAGGCGGCAUGCCAUGGCAGCUGCACGGAACUGACGAACCUUCUGGACGGAGGAGCGGUCGACGAGCCUUCUGAGGUCGUCGUCGACAUCGACCGCCACGGCCCCGCGCGCUCACCAUCGCCGUCCUUGCUCCUGAAAGGGGUCACCCCAGACGGGGACUCUGCACUCCACAUCGUAGCCGCCUACGGGGACCUGGAUAAAGCCAGGACAGUCUACGGCAAGGCGCCACACCUCUUGGGCGCACGCAAUAGCAGCGGCAGCACGCCCUUGCACUGCGCUGCCAGGGCCGGCCACGCCGCGAUGGCCGCUCUCCUCGUUGAGCUGGCCAGAGGGGAAGAAGUCGCUGGUGAAGAUGGAAGGGUGGAGAAGCUGGUGAGGAAGCAGAACGAGCUCGGGGAGACAGCCCUGCAUGAGGCCAUCCGCGCUGGUCACAUGCUCACCGUGGAUGAGCUGAUGACGGCGGACCCGUUCCUCGCUCGUGUUCCGGAGAAUGGAACCUCGCCGUUGUUCCUCGCCGUCUCUCUGCGACAUGAAAAAAUUGUGCGGGAGCUCUACGAGAGAGACAAGAAGUUGUCAUACUCCGGGCCAGAUGGACAGAAUGCUCUUCAUGCUGCAGUUCUUCGAAGCAGAGGUAUGGCAGAAGCACUGCUGAACUGGAACAAGGAGCUUACUAAAAAGCGAGACCAACAUGGAAAUACACCUCUACACUUUGCGGUAUCAUUAGAAACUGGCACACGUGGUAUGCUUCCCCAAUAUGCCGUGCCAGUGGUAAAUGGAACAAGUAUUACAAGUUUUCUGAAUGUAAUGGAAACACCAGCGGACCUUACCAUGCAAAUAUUGGAAGCGGAUGCAUAUUUAGCAUAUCAACCGGACAAAGAAGGGUCAUUCCCCAUACAUGUCGCUGCAUUAGCAGGGAGACUUUCAUCUGUCAUCAUCUUACUUUCAAAGUGUCCAGGUUGUGCUAGCUUACGUGACACCCAUGGGAGAACUUUUCUCCAUGUGGCUGUCAUGAAGAAGAAAUAUGAUAUAGUUCGGUAUGCCUGCCGGACACCCCUGUUUUCGUCAAUUAUGAACAAGCAAGAUAAUGAGGGAAACACUGCAUUACAUCUAGCUGUGGAGGUUGGCGAUUGGUGGAGUUUCACUUGUCUCUUCGCAAACAAAAAAGUAGAUUUGAAUCUACCAAACAAUAAGCAACAUACCCCGCGAGAAAUUUCAGUUAACAGUACUCCCACCGGGUUAUACUGCCUGCUGCACUCACGGAUUUUGAUACAGCAAGCUCUAAUAUCUGCCGAUGCUACACUUCGUAUUUGUCGCCGGGAUAUCAUGACGAAAGGACCUAGUACCCAAUCUGACGCUGAGAUUGAUGCGGUAAUAUCAAACUCAACGCAGUUUCUCGGCCUUGGCUUAGUAUUAAUUACGACAAUGGCUUUUGGUGCUGCUUUUGCCUUACCUGGGGGUUACAGAGCUGAUGACCACCUUAAGGGAGGAACACCAACUCUGUCUACCGAAAGAGUUUUCCAAGGAUUCUUGAUGGCGAAUGCAUUGGCAUUUAUAUGCUCGUCGUUAGCCGUCCUAAGCCUUGUGUUUGCAGGAACACCUACAGUUGAAAUACCCAUGCGCUACGUGCACUACAAUAUAUCCAUAUGGUUAUCUUUCAAUGGAGUUUUAUCUUUGGGGACGGCCUUCAUAUUGGCUAUAUACAUCAUGAUCACCCCAGUUAUUUCUGGAACUGCUAUUAUGGUCAUGGUGGUGUUUUCUUCCUUGGAAAUCAUCUAUAUGCCAUCAUUAGUUGAGAAGCUUGUUAAAUUCAUGAUAGUGGUAUGUGGUAGAGUAGGAAUAUUGCCAGUAAUGCUAAGAUCUGAGAUGCCAAAGGUAAUGUUGCUUACAAUUUGGCCCCUCAUUGUAAUCUUUGGAUGGCAAGAAUAUGCAUGGCGACACAUGUGGCAUUAUGUACCUGUAGCAGAGAAACUGGUCACUUGA